Juglans microcarpa x Juglans regia is the source of this 1005-nucleotide messenger RNA. RefSeq lists its product as uncharacterized. The record is from RefSeq and is a predicted model, not a curated record. The transcript has a single exon. The coding region runs from base 1 to 1005 and encodes 334 amino acids. NCBI's taxonomy places the organism in Eukaryota, Viridiplantae, Streptophyta, Magnoliopsida, Fagales, Juglandaceae.
AUGGACAGAGAACAGCACGAGCUUCAAUUUCUGGGGUUCUUUGGCAUCUUCAAAGAAUCCUUCAAAAUCAUAUUUUCAUGGAGAAAGAUCUUCAGCAAAAUCACCCUAGCUCUGAUCGUCCCACUCUCCUUUAUCUUCCUUGCUCAAAUCAAAAUCUCAUACCUCCUCUUUUCCGAUAUUGUAGACGAGAAGUACAGCUUGGAAAACAACCCAAAGAAUUCUUACGAGCAUGAUAAUCUCUCUCGUAUCAUCUCCUCUGAUUGGACUUAUUUCUGGCUCUUCAGAGCAGCCUGCUUCAUCUUCCUUGUUAUCCUCUCCCUCCUUUCAACCGCCGCAAUCGUCUAUACCAUCGCAUGCAUAUUCACAGGCAAAGAAACUACCUUCAAGAAGGUCAUGCGUAUUGUCCCAAAGGUUUGGAAAAGGCUUCUGGUCACUUUCAUAUGGAGUUUUCUUUUUGUUGUAGUGUACCACAUUGUUGCAGCAGUAUUAUUCAUCUUGUGGGCGGCUUUUAUUGGAGCUUCUACAGUUGGAUUUGUGAUCGUAAUAGUUCUUUUGAUCUUAUACUUGAUUGGGUUCGUGUAUAUAAGCAUCGUUUGGGAUUUGGCGAGCGUGGUAUCCGUGUUGGAGGAUGUUUAUGGACUUAAAGCCAUGAUUAAGAGCAAAGCCUUAAUAAAGGGAAAGAUGGGAGUUGCAGUUGCCUUCUUUAUCCUGAUUUCUGUUUGCCUUGUUGCAAUUGAAAUGAUAUUUGAGUAUUUUGUUGUGCUGGAAAUGGUACCCAAUAUAGCAAUUAGCAUUAUGGUUGGGAUUCUUAGCUUCUUGUUUCUAGUCAUGGUGAGUCUCUUUGGUUUCGUUGUCCAAACUGUUGUCUACUUGGUCUGCAAAUCGUAUCACCAUGAAGACAUCGACAAGCCCUCCUUAGCGGAUCAUCUUGAGGGUUACCUAGGGGAGUAUGUUCGUCUAAGGGCACCCAAGGAUAAUUUCCAACUUGGGGAGGUUCAAGUCUAG